This is a messenger RNA of Racocetra persica, 339 nucleotides long. Lineage: Eukaryota; Fungi; Glomeromycota; Glomeromycetes; Diversisporales; Gigasporaceae. The record is from the annotation of a GenBank genome assembly.
AUGUCUGAAGCUAUUGUUGAUGAAAUAUCUGGAGAAGAAUCUCAACUACCACCUAGUCAUUGUUCUAUCAAAAAAUAUUUAAGUUCAAUACGUGUUCAUAUAAUCACAUCUAUGUUUCUCGAGUCCUUGGAACCAAAACUAACCUAUAUAAAAACUAACUAUAUCAAGGAACAAUACAAAUAUGUUUCGAAAGAAGACUACAAAUCUAUGUUGGCUUUGUUGUGUGAGAUUGAAUUGUUGACUAAAAGGUUAAAACUUUGUCAUGAACAAAAUAUAAAAUAUAUGAAUGAAAUCGAUUUGUUGUAUAAAAACAAUCGUCGUGGUUGUGGUAGUGGUUAG